GUGGGCGGAGGACGAAGACGUCCAGGAGGAGGACGAAGACGAGGACAAGGGUGGGGAGGGCAAAGAGGAGGACGAAGACGAAGCUGAUGGUAUUGACGGGGAGCACGAAGAGAACGACGACCAAGGCGCGGGGGGAAAAAAAAAAAGGUGCGACAUUAUGGGCAGAAGUGGGGGGCAGGAGGUUACAACAAGUAGAUGACGAGGACCUAGGCGAGGAGGAGGAGAAGGAAAAGGACGUGGAGGAGGAGGAAGAAGACGUGGAGGAGCGGGAGAAAGACGAAGAGGAGGAGGAGGAGGGGGAGGAUGACGAAGAAGAGGAGGACGAAGAUGAGGAGGAGGAUGAGGACAAAGAAGACAAGGAGGACAAGGACGAGGACGAGAACAAAGAAGACGAGAGGAGGGUGGACAAAGAAGACAAGGAGGAGGACAAGGAGAAGGAAGACGUGGAGGACGAUCGGGAGGAGGGGGAGGAGAAAGAUGUGGAGGAGUCACGGGUUCAACUCCAGGGAACUGUGCAGAUACUGUACACAGGUAAGCUGAGGUCAAGGGAUCGACCCCUGGGAUCUGCAUCGGCUAAUGCCAAAGCCAAUGAUGAUGAGAAACCUUAUCUGCAAGCACUCUUAGACAGUGCAAUCAAAAAGGAACAGGAGUCAGAGAAGGAGAGGAAAGAGACCCUGUUGAAAAGGCAAGUGGCCGUCCUAGAGUCUGACCCCUCACUGACUAAAGAGCAGUGUGGGGAACAGUUGCAAUCCAUACUCACGGCCUUUGUUCAAGUUAGGAAUCUUGAGGACCAUACCACUCAGAUCGCGGAAGUCUUUGCUAAGCUGUAUACACUUCAAGAUGGUCUGACUGAUAUGACCCGCAAGUACCAUGAAUUAACAAAGGAGGUGGCUGACCUGCGAGAAGCCCAAGUGGCCAAUCCUCUUCCUCCACCCCCUGGAUCUGAAGCUGCAAUCAAAACUACCUUUGCCCCUCUUACAGUAUCUUCUUCUACUCCUUCUUCGAGUGUGAUGGCAACCCCCUCGGGACCUGCAGCAGGUGCAGAUUCCGCUGUUGCUGUAACAAGCAAUGAGGCGGGAACUUUUGCAACUGCUGCAGCCCCAAGACCGGAACCAACUGCUGCUGGUCCCAGCCACGCUGGUCCCUAUGUGGACCGAAAAGCGGUACAGAUACCGUCUAAGUACGACGGCAAGGAAGACAUAGAGUCCUGGAUCGACUCCAUGAGGGCCUACUUUGAGAUUUUGGGGACUCAAACUGAGACCCAGGCGGUGAUCAUGGGAAUGAAUGUCGAGCCGGUCGUACGGGGCUUCCUAGAAGUCGAAGCAACGAGGGCUGGGUUCCAAAAGACUGCACUAGCCAAAUGGCUUAAGACCACCCUGGUUGCCUCCCUCGAGGAUCUCCUUAUCUCACAAUACCAGGAUCCGCAUGCUGCGGCUAGAGCAAGAAUCCAACUUGACAAAGUCAAGCGCAGCAAGUGGACAGGCUCCAUAAGAAGCGCGCAAACCUAUCUUAGCAAGAUGUUCGCUACUCCUGGUGGGUGCAAGGUCUUCUCCAAGAUCGAUCUCAAGUCUGGCUACCACCAGAUUGAAGUCGAUCCUGCGGACCAGCACAAGGCUGCGUUCAAAACACCCGACGGGCUUUAUGAGUUCACCGUAAUGCCCUUCGGUCUCACGAACGCACCAACCACUUUCCAAAGCCUCAUGGACAAUGUCCUCCGCGAACAGAUUGGCCGGUUUGUGGUAGUGUACCUGGAUGAUAUUAUGAUCUUCAGCAAGUCCAUGGAGGAACACCUCAAGCAUCUUGAGGAGGUGCUCGCUAUUCUCAAGAAGACGGAACUCCAUCUCAACUUGGAGAAAUUUGAGUUUGGGAAGGAUAGCGUCAUCUACCUUGGGCACCGAUUGUCUGCUGCAGGCCUAGAGCCUGAGGCAACCAAGAUUGAGGUCAUACGCGACUGGCCUCAGCCUGCAAACAUUCUCGAAUUGCGUUCUUUCCUUGGUCUCGCGUCGUAUUAUCGGAAGUUUGUACCCCGUUUCUCCAUCAUUGCUCGUCCAUUGUCGCGACUAACCAGUAAAAAUGUGCCUUAUUCCUGGGAUGCCGCGUGUACGGAAGCUUUUCGAGCUCUCAAGGAAGUGGUAAGUUACCCAGUACUCUGCAUUGCAUAUCCCAAACUGACAUUCGUAGUUACUACGGAUGCAAGUCAGUAUGGAAUCGGUGCAGUGUUGCAACAAGAUGACGGCGAUGGCCUGCGGCCACUCGAGUACUACAGCAAACGGAUGGCCAACGUAAAGGUAGCCACUUCCACCUACAUGCGCGAGCUCUAUGCUUUGCGUAUGGCGUUGGAUCACUGAAAACAUUAUCUUUUGGGACGCCACUUCAAAGUCUUCUCAAAUCACUAGACCUUGAAGUACCCUGUCCCCUACCUUGCUUCGCUGGUUGCAUGAGAUUGA
Molecule: messenger RNA, 2447 nt
Organism: Chara braunii
Lineage: Eukaryota; Viridiplantae; Streptophyta; Charophyceae; Charales; Characeae
Source: the annotation of a GenBank genome assembly